AUGAACAUUGAUUAUAUUAACACAUCUAAUACUAAUAGCAAUGUUCAAGAAAUUCUUUUUUCUGUCUCAAGUUCUGAUAUUAACCUAAUUGUAGAUGAAAUCGAAUCUACUAACUCUCAAACUACCAAAAAAAUCCAAGUUUUUUUAAAUACCAAAUCUGACCAAGAUAAAGGCCAAAUCGAUGAAAAUGAAGUUUAUGAGGAUGAUGAAGACUCAAAUUCUGAUUUCAAA
Messenger RNA from Racocetra persica, 231 nucleotides. Lineage: Eukaryota; Fungi; Glomeromycota; Glomeromycetes; Diversisporales; Gigasporaceae. The record is from the annotation of a GenBank genome assembly.